ACAUAUUUGUAAUAAGAUCUUUUUUUUUUUGGCUAAAAUAGGGAAUGGCAGGUGGGAAAACAACUCCAAGCAUUUCGCACCCUCAAAUUUAAUUAGUUUCGCAACUAAAACCCACUUUCAUCGCUCUUCGUGUUCUUCGCACCCAACAUGCAACGCUGGCAACACACCAGACACCCGUCCCUUUCUCUCUCUAAAUCCAUGUCACCCAAUCACUUUCUCUUUCUAGUUUCUUUCUCGAUUCUCUUCUCACCCUUCUCUGCCUCUCCCAGAAAUGUCCACAUCGACCACCCCACCUUCUCCUCUCGCGCCGGACAUCUGACGAUUACACAUCGCCGGAUUCUGACGCAUAUCCUCCUCCUGCACCACCACCACCACCACCACCACAAUGGGCCGCUCCCGGUCUGACUACGAUUCAGAAGCCGAACUCGACUGGCCCUUUGGUAAGGUCGACGGCGUAGAUCGGGAUGACCUUAGGGAGACUGCUUACGAGAUUUUCUUCACGACGUGCCGGUCCUCCCCGGGUUUCGGAGGAAGGAAUGCGCUGACGUACUACCCCACGGCGCAGGACACCUUGGAAGGAGGAGGAGGAGGAGGAGGAGGGGGUGGCGGGGGAGGGUUUACGACAAGGAUAAACGGGGGAGGCUUGGUGGGUAUGAGCAGGCUAAAGAGAGCCCUUGGGUUGAAGACGAUAAAGCGAAUGUCGCUAAGGAGGACGGUAUCAUCAGGCGGGUCGACAAACUCGUCAUCGCCGAGAGGAGUCAACUCGGCUAAUCCAUUAUUAACGUUGCCACCACCGUCGAAGGUGAGGCGGCCCAUGACGUCGGCGGAGAUCAUGAGGCAACAGAUGAGGGUGUCGGAGGAGAGCGAUAAUCGGAUUAGGAAAACGCUCAUGAGGACCCUGGUUGGCCAGAUAAGUAGACGAGCAGAGACGAUAAUUCUCCCUCUUGAGCUCUUGCGGCAUCUAAAACCAUCAGAAUUCAAUAACUCCCACGAGUACAGCCUUUGGCAGAAGAGGCAGUUCAAGGUCCUAGAAGCAGGGCUCCUCCUAUAUCCUUCAAUCCCACUAGAAAGAUCAAACUCCUUUGCAAUGCGUCUCAGGGAUAUCAUCAGAGCAAGCGAAACCAAGACCGUCGACACCGGCAAGAAUUCUGAUACAAUGAGAACUAUUUCCAUUUGUGUGGUCUCAUUAGCAUGGAGAAAUGCUAAUGGAUCACCCAAUGAUGUUUGCCAUUGGGCUGAUGGCUUCCCUCUCAACAUCCACCUAUACCUCACUCUUCUCCAAUCCAUCUUUGACCUCAAAGAUGAGACCCUUGUCCUCGACGAGAUAGAUGAGUUGUUAGAGCUCAUGAAGAAGACAUGGUCUACUCUAGGAAUCAAUAAGCUUAUCCACAAUGUGUGCUUCACUUGGGUCCUAUUUCAUCAAUAUGUUGCUACUGCAGAAGUUGAGCAAGACCUAUUAAGUGCUUCUCUAGCAAUGUUGGCUGAAGUGGCCAAUGAUGCCAAGAGGCCUGAUCGCGAUGCUAUAUAUGUUAAGAUUUUGUCGUCAGUAUUGACAUCCAUGCAAAGAUGGGCAAAGAACAAGCUAUUGGAUUAUCAUGAGAAUUUUCAUAAGUGUGGAAUUGGGUUGAUGGAGAAUGUUCUGCCUCUAUCACUGUCAGCUACAAGGAUUUUGGAAGAAGACACUGCAUCUUUAGCGAUGGAGCCAUCAGGGAAUCGGGCGGAUUAUUACAUAAGAUCAUCUAUGAGGAAUGCAUUUGCCAAAAUUUUGGAAAAUGGAAAAGCCAAUAGCAUGGCUGCUGAAGUGGUAGAAGAGGCAAGUGAAGCUCUCCUUCAAUUGGCUCAAGAAACAGAGGACUUAGCAAUGAUGGAGAAAGAGACCUUUAGUCCCAUACUAAAGAAAUGGCACCCCAUUGCAGCCGGAGUUGCGGCAGUGAGCCUCCACAAUUGCUACGGAACCGUGUUGAAACAGUACUUGUCCAGGGUAUCUGUGCUCACCAAUGAGACCAUUCUGGUGUUGCAGAGAGCUGGAAAGCUAGAAAAGAUUCUGGUUCAAAUGGUGGUUGAAGACUCUGUAGAUUGUGAAGAUGGAGGCAAAGCCAUUGUAAGGGAAAUGCAUCCCUAUGAAGUUGACUCCAUCAUCUUGAGCCUUUUAAAAACAUGGAUCGAUGAAAGGUUGAACAGAGGGAAGGAGUGUGUUCAAAGAGCUAAAGAAACUGAGACAUGGAAUCCCAAAUCCAAAUCAGAGCCAUAUGCACAGUCUGCCCUGGACCUAAUGAAAUUGGCCAAGGAAACUGUGGAUGAUUUCUUUGAUAUUCCAAUUGAAAAUUCUGAUGAUCUAUUACACGAUCUCUCCAAUGGCUUAGAACUUGUCUUCCGAGACUACACUGCUUUUGUUGCAUCAUGUGGAUCAAAGCAAGCCUAUAUCCCUACCCUUCCCCCUCUAACCAGAUGCAACAGAAGCUCAAAAUUACAUAAUAUAUUGAGGAAAGCAACUCCUUGCAGAGCUGGGGCAAUGGAGUAUUCGGAGCCAUUAGGAUCUAUAGAUGGUGAUCAUCCUCGUCCCUCCACAAGCCGUGGGACACAACGCCUCUAUAUCAGGCUCAACACCCUUCACUACCUUUUCUCCCACAUCCACUCCUUGGACAAGACCCUCUCUCUUGCUCCUCGUGCAAUGUCCCACAACCGCCGCUACUCCACCUCUUCUUCACACUUUGACCUCACUCGCGCCUCCAUCCAAACAGCCACUCAACAUGUCUCAGAGGUGGCUGCCUACCGUCUCAUCUUCCUAGAUUCUAAUCCUGUCUUCUAUGAUAGUCUCUAUGUGGGUGACGUUGCGAAUGCUCGUAUACCCCCUGCAUUGCGCAUACUCAAGCAGAAUUUGACACUCUUGGCGGCAAUUCUCACCGAUCGGGCACAGCCAUUGGCAAUUAAAGAAGUGAUGAAGGCCUCCUUUGAAGCCUUCCUCAUGAUACUGCUUGCCGGGGGAAGUUCUCGGGUAUUCUCCAAGUUGGAUCAUGAGAUGAUUGUGGAGGAUUUUGAGAGCCUUAAGCGCAUAUUCUGCACCUAUGGUGAGGGAAUAUUGGCAGAGGAUGUGGUGGAGAAGGAGUCAGAUACAUUGGAGGGAGUGGUUGCAUUGAUGAAUCAAUCAACAGAGCAAUUGGUUGAAGACUUCAGCAUUGUGGCUUGUGAAGCAAGUGGGUUAGGGAUGGUGGUUGCAGGGCAGAAGUUGCCAAUGCCCCCAACCACAGGAAGGUGGCACAGAGCAGACCCAAAUACAAUCUUGAGAGUAUUGUGCCAUAGGAAUGACAGCACGGCUAAUCGAUUCCUGAAGAGGACAUUUCAGUUGGCAAGAAGGAGAUGAAGCUCUCCUGUUUUUAUACUAUAGGUUUCCAUCCUUUCCUUCCUCCCAUGUUCCAAAGAAGAAAACCAGAACAAGAGAGAGUAGAGGGAGAUUCAUUUUUAUUUCUAAACUAGUCAGCUAUUCUCAAAUGAGUUUGAGACUUUGGUAUCAAGAUUUCUUGUUGGGGACCUAGAAACCUUUGUACAAUUAUUUUCCUUUCUUUUAGAUUUGAGUGUUCAUACACAUCAAACUUUGUUUCACUUUUACAGAACUGAUGAAGGCAAGAAAAUGGAAUGCACUUCUUGAUCA
Molecule: messenger RNA, 3649 nt
Organism: Macadamia integrifolia
Lineage: Eukaryota; Viridiplantae; Streptophyta; Magnoliopsida; Proteales; Proteaceae
Product: protein unc-13 homolog
Exons: 5
Coding region: 386-3361 (991 amino acids)
Source: RefSeq, a predicted model, not a curated record